Messenger RNA from Sclerotinia borealis F-4128, 1125 nucleotides. NCBI's taxonomy places the organism in Eukaryota, Fungi, Ascomycota, Leotiomycetes, Helotiales, Sclerotiniaceae. The record is from the annotation of a GenBank genome assembly.
AUGCCACCAUCUUCCACGCAACCACUCCUCCUUUCGCCCGCCGAACUCUCUUAUCUUCACACCUCCCUCUCCCUUGACCCCCCAAUUCGCCCCGACGCCCGCACAGCUACUCAAUUCCGUCCUCUCAUCGCCGAAUGCGAUGUCCUGCCUGGCACAAAUGGAAGCGCGCGCAUUUGUUUCGCGGAUGGUACUGAAGCGAUCGUGGGCGUGAAGUGUGAAGUUGAGAAAUCGCGUCCGACUUAUAAAGCUGCCGAAUUUGGUACUUCAGAAAAUGAUGAAGAGGAUGAAGAUAUGAAAGAGGCGAUUGAGAAGGAGAAGAUUGAGACUGAGCAAAAGGGUGAACGAGAUUGGUUGGAGUUGAGUGUGGAGAUUCCGGGUUUUAGGGAUGAUGAUAGUAUGCCUGUUUUCAUGGCGGCCAUGUUGAGUGAAGCGCUGUUGGCAGAUGCGGAGUUUGUGGGGAGAUUGUGGAUUAAUAGCAGGUUUCACUGGAAGAUAUAUGUUGAUAUUUUACUACUUUCACAACCACUAUCCUACCCAUUACCCCUCCUCUCCCUAACAGCCCAUCUCGCCCUUCUAUCUACUCGUCUGCCCCGUCUCAAAUCUGAAGGCGAUGAAGAUCCUCUCUUCGAUGACGACUGGGAAGCUUCCGUCUACUUGUACCCCCGAACACCACAAUCCACCAAUUCCCGACCCCCAAUUACCCUCCUCGUCAUAUCCGUAGGCGACAAUAUAAUUUUUGACCCGAGCAAAGAGGAAGUUACGGUUGCUGAAACCGUAUUGGCUAUCACCAUUGGAGAAAGAAGACGGAAGGAUGGAGACGUGGAUAUGGAUUCUUGUGCUGGAAGAGAUUUGAGGUUAUUGGCUGUGAGGACUGUGGAUUUACCGGCUAGAUUAACGGCGCCUGGCGUACCGAAUACGAUGAAUACUGCUACUGGAGGUGCGGCGGCUGAGACGACGGAUUUAGCUUCUACUCAAAGGGAGACAAUGAAUGAAGGAGGCGUUUGGCAACCACCGAGAGGGGGGAUUAAGAGGAAAUUGGUCGCAACGAUGAUUGCAAAGGUUAUGGAGCGCGGAGGGGUUGCAGAAGAGGUAUUGGAUGGUUUGGAGACUGUGGAGUUGGCCUAG